AUGAGUUUUGAGUCUCAAUUUUCCUCGGAUGUAUGGCUAUCACGAAUCCAGAACCCACUCGGCAAGACGUUCGCUGCCGUGAUAGAUUCCGAUGUUGAGCCUGAUGAUCAAAUCAAUGAUACAUGGUCACCUCAGACCGAAGGUGCCCCUAGUACGGUCCGAGGCCUCAUCAGAAAAGAAUGGGUGGGCAUCGCGACCCUCAUUGGCCCAGUGCCAUUUCCUAGCGAGUGUGACACUACGAAACAGAAACCCUGGGACGCUUUUAUCAGAGAUGGAAAAUACCAAAUACCUUCCAACCCAGUGGAACCAGACAUUCUGAAACGAGCUCAUGUCGUUUAUGUGAUCGUGGGCAAGUUUGUUCUACCUCAUGCUCGUCGCAAGGGACACGCUCGUCGGCUACUCGAGGCCUUUAUCGAAGCGGCCGAGGAGGAAUCUAGACUAUUCGGUGCAUCCAAGACUAGCAUCACUGUCCAGACCGAGCCAGGCAACCUUGGUGCGAAGCAAUUGUAUGAGAAAACAGGCUUUGAACCAUGGGAUGACGUAUUGUUAGAGAACCGACGGGGGAUUUCAUCUCCUGUGGUGUCUUUGGUGAUGGAGAUGGAGGCCGAGAUGUGA
Messenger RNA from Penicillium maclennaniae, 615 nucleotides. RefSeq names its product GNAT family N-acetyltransferase. The coding region runs from base 1 to 615 and encodes 204 amino acids. The transcript has a single exon. Gene Ontology annotation, molecular function: acyltransferase activity, transferring groups other than amino-acyl groups. The record is from RefSeq and is a predicted model, not a curated record. NCBI's taxonomy places the organism in Eukaryota, Fungi, Ascomycota, Eurotiomycetes, Eurotiales, Aspergillaceae.